CAGGCACCACUAAUUACCAGUGCAAUUGUGAGAAUCAGUAUUUCUGGCCUUGUGACAAAUGUAAAAAAUAUGGGAGUUGUGGCAGCAUCACUAACAACACAUGCAGCUGCAUCAAUGCUUUUCCAAAUAAUGGAAAUUUCUGUCAGCCAAUCAGAGACAUGACAGAUGCCACAGCAUGCCAUCAAAGAGUAAUUACAAUGUCAGUGGAAAUCGACGAAACCUUUGAUACCAGCCUCACAAACCUUACACAUGAAAAGUACAAAACUAAAGCUCAACAAAUUGAGACCGCGAUUAACAAAGGUUUCAAAUCUCUGUCUAACUAUGUUGACGGUUCUGCAAAAGUCACUGGCUUCAGGUCUGGUAGUAUUAUAGCAGACUUCACAAUUAAUACAACAUCCGACAGCCCUGAUUUUACAUCAGCAAACGUUUUGGGCCUCCCUUUAGUUCAGAAUGCAUUUUCUUUAACUGAAGAAACAAACUUCUUCAACAGAUCAGAUAAAAUAUAUCCUAAGCAAAACGUAACACUUUACUGUCCACAAUCUGUUAAGGGACAGAUAAUGUGGAAAGUAAAUGAGAAAGAUCCAGACAGCCCUAAAUACUCUUUUGGUCUAGGCAAAAGCACACUCACUGUAACAAAUGCUGAUGUCAGUGACAGUGGCAGAUACUCCUGCAUCAUACAAACAAAUUCAUUACCUUACAUCUGGUGGCAAAAUAUUUUUAUUGAACAAGAACCCAGUAUCAUGGUGGGUGAUAAUGAACAAGUUUAUUCAUGUGAAGACCAAACUGUUCAACUCAAAUGCUGUGUUAAUGGAGACUACAGUAUUGAAUGGGUCUCGCAAAGCAAUGUGCAAAUUCCAGGGUCAGGUUGUAUCACAGUAAAUCAUACGAUCCAAAAGACAAAUUGUAAUGGAGGUGACUAUACAUGUCAACUGAAGGAUUUACCGCAACUACGUGAUUACAGUUAUAGCAAAAAGAAUGUCAGAGUACAGAUAGAAACAGAAGUUUCUAAGUUUCUAUGUAAAAAUGAAACGUUUGAACUUGGAGAACUAAAUCAAAUAACUGAAAAGCCAUGCGAUGCAGGCAAGGAAGGAAGCAUAAUGUAUACAUGUGUACCAGGAGGAUGGAACCUAACAAAGAAUAACUGUGUAGUCAAAGCUAUCAAAGAACUUGAAACCAGAGCUCAGGUCUUGGUUGUUGAGAAGAUUCCACAGUUUGUGGAAAAGCUCAGUUUUGAAACAAAGCAAUUUAAAACUGAUAUAGUAGAGUCUGCUGCGACUAUUCAAACAGUUGUUGAGAUUCUCACCACAGUUGCUGACAUCUCACAAAACAGUAAUAUUCAUAAGCCUGUGAUAGAGGAUUUUCUUAACACAGUUGAGAUUAUUACAUCAGAUGAAUCCAAAAACAAAUGGACAGAACUAAACAAUGGAAACGUGACAGAAAAAAACGCCAGCAGUAAUCUUCUGCAAGCUAUUGAGACUAUAAGCAGCCAUCUCUCAGAUGUGGACUUCUCUAUAACAAAACCAUCCAUUCAGUUAAAUAGGACUAUAACUGAUGAUAACUCUAAGACUAUCGAUAUAAAAUCUCACCUGGAAAACUCAACUACAGGUACUGAAAUUCUGAUACCAAAUGUUCCUAAAUCAACCGCCAUAACCAUCAUCAUCUUCACAAAUCUUGACAAUGUUCUACCAACGCGAGAUACUUCUAAUAAUGACAGCAAGACAUCAGAAAACAUCAUCAAUGGAAACGUGGUUGUUGUUCAAGUCAACCAAACAAUUCAUAACAUUUCAUUUACAUUUGGAACUACAAAUACAUCAAUGAAAAAUCCUCAGUGUGUCUUUUGGGACUUUUCUCUGGACCGAUGGGAUUCCAAUGGAUGUAAAGUCAAGCGCUUUGAGAAUGAAACAGUUACAUGUGAAUGCAACCACACAACCUCCUUUUCAAUCCUGAUGUCACCGUAUGCAAUUGAUAACCUUGCCUUAGCCUAUAUCACAUACAUUGGUGUAGCUAUUUCAAUAGCCAGCUUAAUUCUGUGCCUCAUUAUUGAGGCGAUCGUAUGGAAGUCAGUGACACGAAAUGACACAGCACACGUGCGUCACGUCUCAAUAGUCAACGUUGCUGUGUCACUGCUGAUCGCAAACAUCUGUUUCAUCAUCGGAGCUGCAAUUGCAGACCAAGAGCAGCCGAUCUCGGUUGGUCGCUGCAGUCCAGUAGUUUUCUUCAUGCACUUUUUUUACCUGGCUGUUUUCUUCUGGAUGUUCAUUACAGCACUUUUGCUCCUUUACCGCACCAUCAUGGUCUUUUCUCAGAUGUCAAGGACUAAUAUGAUGGUCAUUGCCUUCAUGGUUGGUUAUUGUGCACCUUUGCUCAUAGCGGUUAUUACUGUUGCAUCCACUUCACCUACAAACUAUGUUUCAAAAGAAAAUGCAUGCUGGCUGAACUGGUUUGAAUCUAAGGCCCUGCUGGCAUUUGUGAUUCCAGCUCUGACUAUUGUUGCCUUUAACCUUGUGGUUUUGAUUGUGGUUUUGUGUAAGAUGGUCAGGAGAGGAGUUGGUGCUGUAACUACUUCAAAUGAGAGACACACUCUUGUGGUCAUUGCCAGAUGUGUGGCCAUUCUGACUCCUAUCUUUGGUCUAACAUGGGCAUUUGGCAUUGGGACCAUGGUGUCACGUGAUUUUGGCCUUCAUGUGGUGUUUGCAAUCCUCAAUUCAUUUCAGGGAUUCUUUGUUUUGGUGUUUGGAAUACUUUUAGACAGCAAGGUCCGUGAGUCACUGGCAGGAAAGCUGUCAUUAAAGAACCUCAGUUCCAGUCCUACCAGGAGCACUAAUUUCGGAACAUCAUCUACAGGUGGACUGGGUAUCAUAGAUUGGCUGCGUAGGAGAAAUGUGUACAACUUGUCUGAUCCCAGCCCAGCUACCUCUGCUAACAGCUCCAGUGGCUCUCAUUUAAUCCCUAAUUAACUACAUCUAUUAACUAAAACCAGCUGACUUAUUUAAAAGCAUUUUGUCUGUUACAUACAGUACCUAUAUUCCACUUUAUGUUCCUCUUUUGGAAAAGAAAUAUGUGUUCUGUAAUCAGUGUUCUUACAUGAUUUUAUUUAAUAUACAUUGAAAUACAUUCAUUUAAGGGAGACGGGCUAACAGGCACUGCAGUGAAUAUUUAUCAUGGUCUUUUAAGGUAAAUUUAUUUAUAGCCACAGCUAUUAAACAGUUUCACAGUUUGAGGUAAAAACAUAUAUUUCACUGAACACAAGACUUACCUUGGGUCACAUUACAAUGAAAUCUUUGAAAUGAUAAUUUUUUGUUUGGAUCUAUAAUUAAAGUACAAGUAUUUGGUAGGUGCUUUAAAUCAACUUACAAAACACUUUAUGUAUAAAAGACAUUUGGAUUAGAAAUUAUUAUUUAUAUUAUUAUUUAUUUUAACCUGUAUUAUCCAAAUGAAUUCCUAAAUGUAGUCAAACACACUAUUCUUAAAUCUUUUCUUGGAGAGGGCAGUAAAAUGAGAUGGUGGGUGGGGGUCAACAUUUGCACUGCUGACUUUGCUAACUAGCUUACAAAACCAUUAAAUACUGAAUUGUUGAUCAUUUAAAAAAAAAUUCACUUAUCUUGUUCUUGGAUUUCUUGGGCCAUUUCUAGGCCUAUAAGUAAUCAUGCAUAAUUUUUUCAUGUACCCUGGUUUAAGAAUUAAUCUUGUUUUUUUCUGAUUUUGUAUUGAUUCAAACAUUCUAAUUUGCAUAUUCAUAACAUUAUUUGAAUUGGACAAAGAACGUUCGUAUUUGAAUUGAAUAUAAGGGCCAGGGACAUGCACAGGAAUUUUGAGGGGCAGUUGUUUUGACCUGAAAAAGCCCCCCCCCCCAAAAAAAAAAAAAAAAUACAUAUAAGUUUAAGAUAUAAGACAUUUUCUAAAAGUAACUGAAAAUGUGUUGUCUGAAAAGUGAUGGACAUAUGGAUCUCGGACAGCUUGGGGGUGAGUAAAUUAUGGGUGAACUAUCUGUUUAACCAUUUUGAUUUAAAUAAUUAAUGUCAUGCAUAACUUCCAUCAUUCCUUCUUCUUGCUAAAACGAAAUGUGAAAAUUCAGCAGACAUGUAGCUUAGUUUGCCUAAUGCCUACCAAAAAAAUUGUAGUCUAGGCGCUUUUUUCCAACUCGGAAGGGCAACAUGAGUCAAGAAGGGCAUAUGGGUAGUUGUCCGGUCUACCUCAGCAAACCCCCUGUGCACGUCCCUGAUAAGGACUAUACUUGGAAAAACAUCUGAAUUAAGCAACAUUAACAUAUGUAUUAUUAAAUAUAUAUAUAUAGGCUACAUUACAUAUACAUUAUAAUAUUCUUAAAACAUAUGUUUCAAAUGAUUUAGUGACAUCAAAACAUUUAAAGUGUUUCGUAACAUUAAAAGAGCAGUGGCCCAGAGAUUAUUUCCGGGUGAGGUGGGAAAUGUCCUAAAUCCGAGUUGUCUGAAAUGUAGCAUGAUCCAACAAACACCACACACACCGAAUGUAUUCACACUGAUCAAAAGGCAAACAAAUUAAAUUAUUCCCAAUUUAUAAUGUAAGGUAAAUGUAAUCUAAUGUUAAAAUUACAAGUUUUACUUUAACAUCACAUAUAUACACUAGAUGUUGCCUAGGGGUUCUAAGCAUACAUCAAAACCGCCACCAUCUUGGAACAGGGAUCUUGUCAUAGAAAGUAGCUAAGUAGCGCUUUAUCUGCCUGUACUUCGAAUUCAUGCCGGACUUUUGUGCUGCGCAUGGAUGUUAGGCCUACUAGGACUAUGCAUUAUAUUUAGGAAAAAGUCGAUUUUCUUAAUAUCAAAACUUUACAUUUUCUCUGGACUCAAUGCUAAAUACAUGUCUGACCAUUGGAAUGAACAAAAAAAAAUCGCAUUCAUGACUAUUUAUGAUGAUUUAUUUCUGUUACACCUUUGCCUACAUUGACGCUGAUGCAUUAAAGAGAAGGGGCUCCCCUGUUUCAAGAUGGCGGCUCAAUUUGACGCAUUCGUUCCAAUGAACUGCUGUAGCCAAGGCAACAUCUAAGCUGUGUUUGAAACCGCUCCCUCGUUCACUCAUUCACUAUUCCCUAUAUAGGGAAUGAUAAUUGAGUCCGCUAUAUGGGGAAGAAGCAAAUGAAAAUGAGUGAUUUCGGACACUGAGGUAAAUACCAUGCGUCAGAGAGAUGUCGCAGAGAUUCACUAUAAACCCUUACACCUGUGUGGCCUUAUUGAUUGUACUGUGAAAUGGUAAAGUCUACUUUCUUACUGUUUGUCACAUUUGUCAUGUUUAUUGUAUUAAUUGAUAAUAAAGAGAACAAAACAACUGCUUGUCAUAUUUAUUUACUGUUGUUUAUUUAUUUAUUGUUGAAGUUGUGCACUAUAUUGUGGAUGGGAGCAGUUUCGGACACAGCUCUAGUGUAUAUAUGUAUGAACACACCAGGGGCACGUUCAAG
Misgurnus anguillicaudatus (oriental weatherfish) is the source of this 5431-nucleotide messenger RNA. Its product is annotated as adhesion G protein-coupled receptor F4-like. Lineage: Eukaryota; Metazoa; Chordata; Actinopteri; Cypriniformes; Cobitidae. Gene Ontology annotation, biological process: adenylate cyclase-activating G protein-coupled receptor signaling pathway; cell surface receptor signaling pathway. The record is from RefSeq and is a predicted model, not a curated record. Gene Ontology annotation, cellular component: membrane. Gene Ontology annotation, molecular function: G protein-coupled receptor activity.